Molecule: messenger RNA, 574 nt
Organism: Triticum urartu
Lineage: Eukaryota; Viridiplantae; Streptophyta; Magnoliopsida; Poales; Poaceae
Source: RefSeq, a predicted model, not a curated record
CUACAGGCCCGGCCGUAGGUACACCAAGUCACCAAUCCAAUGCAAUGCGAUCCAUGCACGGGCAUGCAGCCCGCCCUCUGACCGGAAUCACUGAUCGGUUUGCAUUUUCUUCUAUAUAUAACCGUGAAGACUGAUGAGUACGUAGGUGUCCACUGAUUGAUCUGUCCAUUCUACUCUCUCGUCUAGAUCGGCGUCGGCGGCUCGAUCGAGCAGAGGAAAGGGGACGGCGAUGUCGGCCACGACGGCGGCGGUGCCCUUCUGGCGAGCGGCGGGGAUGACCUACGUCGGCUACUCCAGGCUCUGCGCGUCCAUGGUGCGGAGCUGCCUCAAGGAGCCCUACAAGUCCGAGGCCGCCGAAGUCGAGAAGGUCCACUACUCCCGCUCCAAGUGGUCCGACGGAAAGCAGGCCAAGCCCAGUAAGUUCCUUCCUCGCCCGCCCAAUCUCUCGCCACAUCCAUCCGAUUUUGUUUUAUUUCCCUCCUGGUUACGUACGUACGGGAUAGAUGAUCCUAGGGUUCGUGCACUCGGCUUGGUGUUUUUUGAUGUGAGUAAUUGAUGACGAUGGCGAAAAUCU